CGUGCCAGCAUGGCGCCGACUGCCGCCGACGAGACGCGCCCGGCCCCGGCACCGCCGGCCGAGGCGCCUGCUCCGGCCGCCGCGCCCGCAGCAGCCGCACCGCCCAAGCUGCGUCACGGGCGCAAGCCCAUGUACGACUCUGACGCCGAGGCCGACGGCCUGAACCCGGAUGUCGAUGACGAGGAGCUCGAGCGCGGCCUCGCCGGCCCUUCGGCGGGCGGCCGCGACGACGGUGCCCGCGAGACCGAUGCGCUGCUCGGCGGCUCGUCCAGCGGCAAUGGCUCCUUCCUCUCCCGCACGCGCGCCCGCAUCGACUCGCUGCUGCAUGGCAAGAAGAGCACGCGGCGCGGCAAGCGCAGGGACACUGGUGCCGCCGCCUCGACGCGGCGCCGCUCCACCGUCGGCGCCUCGGGCUUCCGGGCGCAGCACCCGAUCCUGAUGCGCAUCAUCUAUGCGCUGCUUGCGCUCAUCGUCCUCGUCCUCGUGCUGCUUAGCGUCGCCGUGGCGCACCUCUUCACCGUCACGCUUAAGGCGCCGCAGCCGGACGCGCAGGCGUUGAUCCUCGACGAAUCGCUGCUGCUGCGCGGCCCAGACGCCAUCUCUCUGCUCAACAUCUCCGACGAGGGCAUCCUUGUUCGCGUCGACGGCCGGCUCGGCAUCGACCCGGACCGCGCGCUGGACCUGUGGCUCGGCUCGCCGCAGCAAAUGGGCUUCUGGCAGAAGCGGGAGCGCGCCGUCGUCGAGUGGGCCGUGGGCAAGCUGGGUGGCGUGCGCGUCGAGCUCGGCGAGUUGCGCAUCGCGGAGCCGGACUGGAGCCUCAGCGCCGAUCUGCUCGCUCCGCCGAAGCAGAACAACCCGGACCGCCCGCCGCAGGACCUGCUCUCGUUCCACGUGCAGCCGCUGAUCGUGCCACUGCCGCCGCUUCGUCCGCGCGCGCAUGCCAGCCUCGCUCCCUCGAAGGACCACGGCACGUACCGCGCGCACCGCGAGCUGCGGCCGCUCAACCUCACGCUGCUCUUCAAGCCCGUGUCGCCCGCGCCGCUGCUCAUGCAGGUCGCGCAGGCGGCCAUCAAGGAGGGCAAGGGCGUGCUCGACAUCAAGGUCGACUCGCUGCGCGUGCGCGGCCUCGGCAAGAAGGAGAUGGACAAGGGCGAGCCGAAGGGCGGCCGCUGGGACCUGCCCGGCUGGAUUAACAUCGGCGAGAACAACAUCCGGAAGCGCAUCAGCCAGAAGGUUCCUGAUGUCACGCACGGCAACAGCACCUCUGAGCUGCUCGAUUUGAAGCGCUACGAGUUCUUCGAGAUUGGCGCCAAGGCCGUGCAGGACGCGGCCGUGGCGAUGGCGUCGCGCGCUCUCGGCAUCAAGGCAUACGCAGAGGCAAAGAACCCGCUCGGCCGCAUGCUGCAUGGCGACGUGCGCUACAGCCUGCCGUUCGGCGCCUUCCUGCCGACCGACCCGGAGGAGGGCAAGCCGCGCAACAACAAGACGGACGUCAGCCUGCUCGCGGUGCUGGCCACGGAGCCGUUCCGCCUCACUGGCGAGAAGAACGUAUCGCUCAUCCUCGAGGGCCACGUCGUGCCGCCCAAGGAUGGUCUUGGCGGCGGCAAGAGCGCAUCAACGCAGAGCCGCGCGGGCCAGCACAUCUUUGCCGCCGGACAGGAGGAGGCGCACAAUGCCGACACGCCGUCGCAGCGCGCGCUCUCGGGCUUCCUGUCGCGCUUCCUCAGCGGCAAGCCCAACACGGUCAUGGUGCGCGGCGGCAACCCGCUGCCGCCCGUCGCCAACGAGACGAACCCGCUGCCGGGCGGCGGCUCGGCGCUGCCCGAGUGGCUCGACAGCGCGCUGCGCCUCGUCGACCUGCCGAUCAGCUUCCCGGGCUCCAAGGUCACCGAUCUCAUCAAGAAUGUCACCAUCAACGACCUCAAGAUCACGCCGCACCCGUUCGAGACGGAGAAGCUCGUGUGCUCGGGCACGGUGAUGGGCAUCAUGAACCUGCCGGGGCAGCUGGCCAGCCUCGACGUGCAGAUCACGCACCUGUGGCCUGACAUUCUCGUCUUCGACGGCAACCCACCGAGCAUGAGCGUCGCGUCGGAGGACGAGUGCCCGCCGGCGGACGCCAUCAACGACGGCAUGUACCGGCCGCACUGCCGCGGCUACGGCGGCUACGGCACAUCGGAGCACAAGCACGGCUCGCAGCCGCACGACCGGCCCGAGCCCGUGCCGCCGCUGCCGAGCCCGCUGCCCAAGGGCGCCUUUGGCCGCGUGCGCCCGCACAACUGGACGGUGGCCGAGACGUACCUCGACCCCAAGGAUCCGGAGCAGAAGACGAAGCUGCUGCGCUCGGAGCUCGUGGACGUGCCCAUCACGAUUCUCGAGGGCCGCAGCCAGGAGUUCCGCCAGUACACGUGGAAGAUCCUCACCGGCGGCGCCCUCACGGGCAUCGAGGGCAACGCACGCGCCAAGAUCUGGAACUCGGGCCUCGGCGCCCUCGAGCUCUCGAACCUGCCCGUCAAGGGCGUGUUCCAGGUCGGCGGCGGCGACAAGUGA
Tilletiopsis washingtonensis is the source of this 2547-nucleotide messenger RNA. RefSeq lists its product as hypothetical. The transcript has 3 exons. The record is from RefSeq and is a predicted model, not a curated record. The coding region runs from base 10 to 2547 and encodes 845 amino acids. Lineage: Eukaryota; Fungi; Basidiomycota; Exobasidiomycetes; Entylomatales.